Messenger RNA from Stereum hirsutum FP-91666 SS1, 1097 nucleotides. RefSeq names its product NAD-P-binding protein. Lineage: Eukaryota; Fungi; Basidiomycota; Agaricomycetes; Russulales; Stereaceae. The record is from RefSeq and is a predicted model, not a curated record. The coding region runs from base 1 to 966 and encodes 321 amino acids. The transcript is spliced from 8 exons.
AUGCCUCAUCGCUGCAGGAACUACGACCCCAUGGCCGAAGGCCGUGUUGGUGUAUUAAGUGAGGUCUUUCCUCCCAAGUCUCACUGGACUGGCGAAGAUGUGCCCGAUCUCUCCGGACAGACCAUCAUCGUCACAGGCACGGUUCUUCUUUCGCGUAACGCUCGCGUUUACAUGGCCGCACGAUCAGAGGCAAAGGCGACAGCGGCUAUUGAAGAGCUGAAGGCCAGCACGAAGAAGGACAAUUUUCAUUGGUUGAAGCUCGACCUUGGGAAUUUGACUUCUGUGAGGCGCGCGGCAGAAGAAUUCAUGGAGAAGGAGUGCGAGUUGCAUGUAUUGUUUAACAACGGAGGGAUCAUGGAACCAGGAAACGAAGACGUCACUGCACAAAGAUAUGACGCUCAAUUCGGUGACCUUUCUUUUUUCACGACUCUGCUCCUUUCCGUCCUCGUGCGCACUGCUGUCUCAGAGUCCGCGGCAUUGUCAGGGCAUCGUGUCCGCAUCGUCAAUACAUCGAGCAGCCACGACGCUAUGGCUCCCUCGGCUGGAGUCGUAUGGAGUUCUAUCCAGAAGGAUAAGGAGGCGCCAUGGCCUUCGAGGAAGAAGAUGGGUAUGACACAGCUCUACGGGCAAAGCAAACUCUGUCAGGUGUUGUUGUCUAAUGAGAUAGCGAGGAGGUACUGCGACAAAGGGAUAGUCUCAACGUCCCUUCAUCCAGGCCUCAUCAAAACUGAGCUUCAACGAAACUUCAACCCCGUCGGAACUUCCAUCACGAAAGCUUUGUUCAGUGACGUUACCUACGGGGCCAUCACGCAGCUCUUGGCUGGCACUGCACCCGAGGCGCUCGAGAUGAAUGGAGAGUACUUGACGGCAUACGCGAGAAGGUCGAUGGCGAGCAAGAAGACGAUGGAUGCUGAGCUGGCAAAGAAGGUGUGGGAGUUCUGUGAGAAGGGAGUCGCAGGAUCUUGAGGUGGCUUAUAGAGUUGAUAAUAUCGCUUACGCCCUGUGGUUUGAGCGGGUAGUUGACCGCGCAUGAGGCUCCACUGGGACUGCAUUUUCCUUCCUUUACUAUACCUUAGGAACGAAUCCAGAACCGUAAC